GAAGAUGCGGUCGACUGAGCUGUGUCUGUGCGCUCUCUUCGCCCUCGUGGUUCCGGGCGCGGCGGCAGCCUGUACCACCUAUGCAAUAAGAGGACUCGUUACCCGUAUUAACGAAGGACCGCUAAGCAUUUCCUUAUUACUGGAAAGGGACAUCGAAUUGUUUAUCUAUGGACCGGACUUAUCCGAGCUUGUGAACAGGAAAGAUAAACAAUGGCAUGAUAUCUCUACGACACGCAAUGGGUCAAUGAACUGUGUAACGUCCCCUACUUUAUGGGUUGGAGAAAAAUGCAGCGAAAGAACCUAUUGGCUAAUCCUCAGAAGCAACGUCACGACCCUGUGGAGGCUUGGAUGUUCUUCUGGCUCUGAGAGAUGCAGCCAGCUCCUGGAGACGGUGUUCCUGGGCCUCGACGCCCUUCCCACCACCCUCCACUGGAAGCCUCAGGAUGUCUCUGUAGGCCUGUGGGUGUAUGGAAAAGAAUUCAAGAAUCAUUUCAGUGUAACGAACUCCUGGCACGAUUUAAGUAUCAGCCCUGGUGGUGACGAAAGCCUAUGUACAGUGCACAGUACGAGCCUAAAUUUUAGUGUUCCUUGUAGUCAGAACGCGACUGAGAAGGACUUCCUGAGGUUUGGCGAGAAAGGCAUCGGCCAGAGCUUGUUCGCGCUGGACUGUGUGCAGAACUCCGUCCUCGGCGGCUGGGUAGUGCCAAUCGUUCUCCUCUUCCUCGGAACUAUCCUUCUGCUCCUCCCGGUGGCCCUCCUUCGCGUUCGGAAGCGCAGGAGGGCGAGCAAGGGCGUGUUCCACCCCGAGGAGGAUCAACGCUACGUCGCCCUCCGCUCCCCCAAUCCCCCGAUGCCUCCCCACGACAAGGGGGGUCGACGUCACCUCCUCGACCGCCAGACAGGUAAAUCGAACGACCCCGAAGAGGACGAAGAGCAUGUGUACUGUUACAUGGACAUGGCAAUGUUAAGGAGGCAGCUAGAGAGGGACAGGCAGGCGGCGGCACAGGCACGGCAGCAGGAGAAGGACCCAGACGCAGCGAGUGUGUUCAGCCACGACUCCAGGAAUUCCUUGUACGAUGAACUGAAGGCCAUAGAGGCAAGGCAUAACAGGGAUGGUAAAGGAGACUAUGAGUAUGAGGAAGAGGACCAGGAUGAGGAGGAGGAUAGGGAUGUGGAAGAGGAGGAAGGAGAAGAUGAGGAGGAUAGAUAUGAAGGAGAGGAGGAUGGAGAAGAUGAGGAGGACUGGGAUGACGAAGAGGAGGAAGGAGAAGAUGAGGAAGACAGAAUUAAGGAAGAGGAGGAAGGAGAAGAAGAGGAAGACAGAAGGGGGGAAGAAGAGGAAGAUAGAAGUGAGGAAGAGGAUGGAGGAAGAGUUAAGGAAAUGGACAAUGAUGAGGAAUAUAACAGUGAUGAGCAAGUGGACAGUGAUGAGGAGGAGGACAAGGAUAAUGAAUAAAACAGUGAUGAGGAAGUAGACAGUGAUGAUGAUGAGGACAAGGAUGAGGAAUGAAAAGUGAUGAUUUAGAAACACAGGGAUAAGGAAGAAUGAGGACGAAGGAGACAAGGAAGUGGAUAGUAAGGAUGAGGAAGAAAUCAGUCAUAAAGAGGAAGACAGGUAUUAGAAAAAGAAAUAGAAGGAUAAAGAGAAGGGCAGGUAUGAGGAAAAAGACAAGUACGAUCUUUAUUUUUUCACUUGAGAUCGUGAACUCAACCCAGAGGAGCAGAGGUGCAUGAUAUUGUGCAAACCAUCAUCAAAAGGACCUGAAGUGAUAAAUGUUGACUAUAUAUUAUCAGCAAUGACUGAAGUUUAAAAAAAAACGAUUGAACGUAGUGAAUAUUGACAAGAGGUUAUCAGUAAUACUUGAAAAUGACAAUAAUCAUCAAAACUUACUGAUGACGAUUGGAACGCAUUAGAGAUGACACAAUAAGGACAGAAAAAUAAUUGCAUAAUGUCAUUUUGAUAACCAGACAGUUAGAUUUUAGCUUAAGGUUUGUGUCAUUAUAAUACAACACGGACAGCACCGUUAAUUAAGUACAGAAUUUAUUUGAAUCUCACAAGAAACUCUUAAUGACACAGAUGUAAAUAAAGUUAUCUCGUAACUUUCGCCAUAUCUUGAUCUAGAUUUGCUAUAUCCAUGAGUCAU
Penaeus indicus is the source of this 2144-nucleotide messenger RNA. RefSeq lists its product as uncharacterized. The record is from RefSeq and is a predicted model, not a curated record. Lineage: Eukaryota; Metazoa; Arthropoda; Malacostraca; Decapoda; Penaeidae. The transcript is spliced from 6 exons. Bases 5 to 1456 code for a protein of 483 amino acids.